AUUGCCUCACCCAACAUGGACUCCGCGUGUCCCCUCUCGUCGUGGCGGCGCUGGCGAGGCGGGCGGGCGGGCGUGGAGGCGGCCCAGCCCAGCCCGGGGAGGAGCCUCCGACUCGGGGCCCCCGUCAAGCAGAGACGGAGCCGCCACCGACAGCGACACCGCCGCACGGCAUCGUCAGUGGGCGAGCGGACCGCACAGAGGGGUCCGCUGGGACGAAGGAGCGACUCUCGCGCAGGCCGAGGCUGCCCCGGCGACAAGGUGGCGGCAGACAAGGUGACGGACAAGCUGUCUGCCACGCUCUCAUGGGUGAGGCAGACGGUGACGCAGACGGUGACGGCGACCGGGGCGACCCCCUCGGUCCCCUCGGCGCCGCAUGCCGGGCCCCGACCGCACGGGAGCGAGCGUAACGGCGCAGCAGCGGCGAGGGGGGGGGCGCUCUCCGCCGAGGACGAGGAGCUCCUCUCCAAGCUGGAGGAACAGAACAAGCUGCUGCAGGCGGUAUCGAGUGGCCCGACGGGGCCCGGCGAGGCGGCGCGGCCCAGCGAGGAGGAGCUGUGGGCCGUGUGGGGCGGCCUCGUGUCCGAGUGGCAGGAGUCGCGCUGCCACAAGGAUCAGCGUGUCAAGGAUCUUGUCCGGGAAGGAAUUCCGCAACAUUUCAGAGGAAUCGUCUGGCAGCUCCUGUGCGAUGCCCAAAAUGUCGCUGAAAAGGAUCAGUACAGUGAGCUCCUGAAGAUGGCUUCUCCGUCGGAAAAGCUGAUCCGGCGAGACUUGGCACGGACCUACCCAGAGCACGUGCUGUUCCGACAGCCGGACGGGCCCGGCCAGGAGGGGCUCUUCAACGUCAUGAAGGCGUAUUCACUGGUGGACCGCGAGGUCGGAUAUUGCCAAGGCAGCGCCUUCAUUGUCGGACUUCUCUUGAUGCAGAUGCCGGAGGAGGAGGAGGCUUUCUGCGUGUUCAUCCGCCUCAUGCACGACUACCGCCUGCGUGAGCUCUUCAAGCCCAGCAUGGCCGAGCUGGGGCUGUGCAUGUACCAGAUCGAGAGCCUCAUGCAGGUGGCGGCAGACAAGGUGACGGACAAGCUGUCUGCCACGCUCUCAUGGGUGAGGCAGACGGUGACGCAGACGGUGACGGCGACCGGGGCGACCCCCUCGGUCCCCUCGGCGCCGCAUGCCGGGCCCCGACCGCACGGGAGCGAGCGUAACGGCGCAGCAGCGGCGAGGGGGGGGGCGCUCUCCGCCGAGGACGAGGAGCUCCUCUCCAAGCUGGAGGAACAGAACAAGCUGCUGCAGGCGGUAUCGAGUGGCCCGACGGGGCCCGGCGAGGCGGCGCGGCCCAGCGAGGAGGAGCUGUGGGCCGUGUGGGGCGGCCUCGUGUCCGAGUGGCAGGAGUCGCGCUGCCACAAGGAUCAGCGCGUCAAGGAUCUUGUCCGGGAAGGAAUUCCGCACCAUUUCAGAGGAAUCGUCUGGCAGCUCCUGUGCGAUGCCCAAAAUGUCGCUGAAAAGGAUCAGUACAGUGAGCUCCUGAAGAUGGCUUCUCCGUCGGAAAAGCUGAUCCGGCGAGACUUGGCACGGACCUACCCAGAGCACGUGCUGUUCCGACAGCCGGACGGGCCCGGCCAGGAGGGGCUCUUCAACGUCAUGAAGGCGUAUUCGCUGGUGGACCGCGAGGUCGGAUAUUGCCAAGGCAGCGCCUUCAUUGUCGGACUCCUCUUGAUGCAGAUGCCGGAGGAGGAGGCUUUCUGCGUGUUCAUCCGCCUCAUGCACGACUACCGCCUGCGUGAGCUCUUCAAGCCCAGCAUGGCCGAGCUGGGGCUGUGCAUGUACCAGAUCGAGAGCCUCAUGCAGGAUCAGCUGUCGCAGCUGCACGCACACCUGAGCACUCACAGUGUGCACACCUCCAUGUUCGCGUCUCCCUGGUUCCUCACCGUGUUCCUCACCACCUUCCCGCUGCCGCUCGCCGCUCGCAUCUUCGACUGGUUCAUGUGCGAGGGCCUGGAGGUGAUUUUCCGGGUGGGUGUCGCCAUCCUCUCGGCUCUUCAGGAUGAGCUGCUCGCACAGGACAUGGAGGGCAUGCUGCAGCUUUUUCAGAAGGUGGUUCCACACCGAUGGGACGGCUGUGCCGACAAGCUCAUCGCCGCGGCCACGCAGGUCAAGUACAACCCAAAGCGCCUCAAGAAGUUGGAAAAGGAAUACAUGGCUCUGAAAACGAAAGAGAUGGAGGAACAGGUUGAAAUCAAGAAAUUACGCACGGAGAAUCGGCUGCUGAGGCAGAAAAUAGACAACUUGGAGAAGGAGAGUGCAGCGCUGGCUGACAGGCUCAUACAAGGUCAGGUGACGCGGGCCCAGGAGGCAGAAGACAACAUGCAGUUCCGCCGUGAGGUGGAUUCUCUGCGCACCCACAAUGCCACGGUGGCUGACAAGCUGGCGCAAGCGCACACCACCCUCCGACAGCUGCUCGCAGAGAAGAGCUCGGGCGGCCGCUACUCAGAAGAGUUUGUGAUUGGGCUCGAGCGGGAGCUCGUGAUGGCUCGGCUCAAGGAGGCCGAGGCACAGUCUGCACUGCACGAAAUGCAGGAGAAGGUCAUCGGUAUGGAGAAGCGCUGUAGCUCCCUGCCGGACGAGAGCAACGUCGCGCGGCUGCAGGAGGAGCUCAUCGCCGUGAAGAUCCGCGAGGCGGAGGCGCUCACCUCGCUCAAGCAGCUGCACCAGCAGGUGCGCGAUCUGGAGGACGCCUGGCAGAGGCACGUGUCCCGCACGUCCGUGCGUGGGAAGUGUGCGCUGGGCGAGCUGCAGGCGGAGAUCAUGACGGUGCGGCUUCGCGAGGGGGACACCCGCGCACAGCUCUGUGAGACCAAGCACCGCGUACUGGAGUUACAGACACAGAGCCAGCUGGUGAGCUCACAGCUGCGGCGAGCCGAGCAGGAGCUGAGUGCGUGCCAGCAGCGGGUCGCGGUGCUCGCACGCGAGAACGGCGAGCUGCACGCCGCCGUCGCCACCGCCAAGCGCCGCGUCGCCGAGCACGAGUGCCAGCGUAAGGAGCAGGCGAUGUCAGCGCGGCUCCGUGAUGCCGAUCACCUGGCGGCCGUGGCCGAGCUCCGGCAGAGAAUCGCAGAGCUGGAGAUCCAGCACGAGGAGGGUCAGCUGACGGGUCAGCUGACGCGUACGGACACGCGGCAGCACAUCCGGGACCUCACCGAGCAAAUCGCAGAGCUGCAGGAAGAGGUGCAGAGGCUGAGGGGCGGACAGCCCGGUGUCACGGCGCAGGCCCUCGAUCGGAUCCACAUCAGCGCCCACGACGACGACGACGACGAUGACGAUGACGACGAAGACGAUGAUUAUGAAAUUGACGAAGAAAGAAGAAAAAUGACAAAGCUCGCAAGCCAUAGUUCGCCAGACGCAGGAGCCGAUGACGAUGACGACGACGACGAUGACGACGACAACUACGUUCACGACGCCGGAAACGGCAGUGAAAAUUUUGCAACUUGGAGAAAUGUGAACUCCAGCGAGAGCGACGCUGACGACGACUGCGUGGUGGAGGGUGGCAGUGAGCUGAAGCGGUGCAAGAAGACUUCGAGCGCAUUCCGUGGACUCGCUGGCGAGGGUGGCCCCAGCGAUGGCGGCGUCAUGCCCGUGGGGCAAUGCACCAAAGUCGGUGGCUCGGAGUGCGACGGCGACGACGACGCCGACGACGCGGCCCUCGUGGAUCGGCUGAAGAGGCGCAGCCGCAGCACCGCCGUGUGACGACGACUCAGUGAGCCGGUGGUGGUGGUGGGCGCUGUUCGCCGGCGCGAUUCGCGGUGACCCCAGCGGUGCGUCGUUGUUGCUGUCCGCUGGGGAGGACAUUAAAAGACUCCCUCCCCCCCAUCUUGACGGUGUCUGAGAGCGGGCGAUUUGUGCGCCGAUUGUUGAAACUGCCCGCAACUUUGAAAAACCGUCCCCUCUUCACGUAACUAUGACGUAGUGGGGUCACGCAGUGGGCCACCCCCUUGAGUUUUUGGAGAGCCUCUGGUUAAAUCGAAUCGGGUUUCCAUCACUCUGCACUUAAAAGGUCGGUACAGUGAGUCUAUUGAACGGAGGGACUCUGUCCCAGAGCAUGGGACUCUAGGGCAAGGAUCGGUUUGUACCGGACUACGAGGGACUGCGAGAGAGCGAAGACACGGACUCCGCGGCACAAAGAUAUCCAUGUGGAAACUUGGGGGGGUCUGCGUGUCUGCAGCAACCAGCGCCUAAUCGGGCUGAUGAUAAAGCCCCAUCUCGUGCGCAUGGAUACCGCGCACCUCUGUAUCCGGGUCCCAUAUCCGCAGCGGUUCAUUGGAGUGCCUGUUUACCGGUGCGUGUACCAACUUUGCGUAAACACAACCGUCAGGAUACACUACAGUUGAUUUGUUUUAUACUUUUUUCUAAAAUGGUAUAUAGACAUGCAUUUACACACACACACGUGCUUUGAGACUUCCGGUGGGGGAGGGGGGGGAGGUCACAGCUGUUCUUCCUCGUAGCCAGGGAUGUCGGUGGUGCCUACUGCCCAGGAAAAACUGCCAGCGUCUCAUCGGUAAAGGCCUCCAGGCCACAGACAAGACGCGUGGUUGUCGUAAUUUUAGCAUCGUCCAGUCAACCUGGCGCCCCCACUUGCACCUUCCCACCUUUGCUCAUCGGCUCGUCUGAUUUUUAUCCGCGACUUUGAUUCGAUUUAUUUUUAAUUUUCACGUAAAAAAAGUGGUAGAAUUUUGAAAGACGCUGACAUUUUUUUUUAAAGUGAAACUUCGGCUGCAUUUGAUUUUCUUCUCGAGCCUUCUCCAUCUCCUUAAUGAUUUGAUCCCCAUCAAAUUCGUACAUUAUUUUAUUUAGUCUUCAAGUAACAUUUACUGAGAGUCUUCUGUUUUAAAUUAAUAAUUUAACUCUGUGAGUGUAGCGUUAGUUCGAUUGUAGCUCAGUGUUUUUGCGCCACGGUGGUUGGCACGCGCUCACUCGCCUCUACGUGUGCAUCUGCCCGUGGUGUCUCGUUUGUUUCUGCGUUACAUUUUUGUUAACUUUUGUGAAUUCACAACGGCAAUAGGUUUUUUGUCUUUCUUUUUUUUCUUAAACCGUCAACUUGUAAAUAACUUAUUUUAAUUGUACUUACAAUAAACGAAUGUUCGCCUCUA
This is a messenger RNA of Petromyzon marinus (sea lamprey), 5141 nucleotides long. Lineage: Eukaryota; Metazoa; Chordata; Hyperoartia; Petromyzontiformes; Petromyzontidae. The record is from RefSeq and is a predicted model, not a curated record.